AUGGGCAGAUGGAUACUAUCUAUCUAUUCUUCUAUUCAUAUCUAUCUAUCUAUCUAUCUUAGCCUUUUCAUAUCUAUCUAUCUAUUUAUCUGUCUCAGUCUAUUCAUAUCUAUCUAUCUAUCUCAGUUUAUUCAUAUCUAUCUAUCUAUCUAUCUAUCUAUCUAUCUAUCUAUCUAUUUAUCUAUCUAUCUAUCUCAGUCUAUUCAUAUCUAUCUAUCUAUCUAUCUAUCUAUCUAUCUAUCUCAGUCUGUUUCUAUCUAUCAUAAUCACUUCAUAUCAUUGUCUUUUUUUCUAUCUCUCUUAGCCUAUUUAACUAUCUCACAAUCAUGCUCAAUCAGUCUCUCACUUUUUCUCAUCUAUCUAUCUAUCUAUCUAUCUAUCUAUCUAUCUAUCUAUUUCAGUCUGUUUCUAUCUAUCUAUCUAUCUAUCUAUCUAUUUCAGUCUGUUUCUAUCUAUCUAUCUAUCUAUCUAUCAGUCUGUUUCUAUCUAUCUAUCUAUCUAUCUAUUAUCUAUCUGUUUCUAUCUAUCUAUCUAUCUAUCUAUCUAUUUCAGUCUGUUCAUAUCUAUCUAUCUAUCUAUCUAUUUAUUUCAGUCUGUUUCUAUCUAUCUAUCUAUCUAUCUAUCUAUCUAUCUAUUUCAGUCUGUUUCUAUCUAUCUAUCUAUCUAUCUAUCUAUUUCAGUCUCUUUCUAUCUAUCUAUCUAUCUAUCUAUCUAUCUAUCUAUCUAUCUAUUUCAGUCUGUUUCUAUCUAUCUAUCUAUCUAUCUAUCUAUCUAUUUCAGUCUGUUCAUAUCUAUCUAUCUAUCUAUCUAUUUAUUUCAGUCUGUUUCUAUCUAUCUAUCUAUCUAUCUAUCUAUCUAUCUAUCUAUCUAUCUAUCUAUCUAUCAGCCUGUUCAUAUCUCUCUGAGUCUCUAUCUCUUCUCUAUCGCUAUUUUUCUGUCUGUUCCGAGGUAGCUAGUAAUCAGAUUGUGAUUGUCUCUCUCCUCACCUCUCUCCCUCCCUUCAACAGCCGAUUCAUCUCUUUAACUUUCUCACAAUCAUGCUCAAUCAGUCUCUCACUUUUCUCCUCAUCUAUCUAUCUAUCUAUCUAUCUAUCUAUCUAUCUAUCUAUCAGCCUGUUCAUAUCUCUCUCAGUGUCUCUUCCUCUCUCUAGUAAUCAGGUUGUGACUCUCUCUCUCCCUUGCUCUCUCUCCCUUCAUCAGCCUGUUCAUCUCUCUGUCUCUUUCUUUAUCCACCUAUCUGUUCAUAUCUAG
Molecule: messenger RNA, 1251 nt
Organism: Acanthosepion pharaonis
Lineage: Eukaryota; Metazoa; Mollusca; Cephalopoda; Sepiida; Sepiidae
Source: the annotation of a GenBank genome assembly